Molecule: messenger RNA, 1287 nt
Organism: Cylindrotheca closterium
Lineage: Eukaryota; Bacillariophyta; Bacillariophyceae; Bacillariales; Bacillariaceae
Source: the annotation of a GenBank genome assembly
AUGGAAAAUAGAGUUCGAGAAAGGAGUGAGAUAGAGACAGGUACCUCACCAGAAGAACCGCCGACGAAAAAGAAUCCAUCGUAUGGGAGUAAAAAAUACUGGGAAGACAGAUACACUUCUGGUCAAGUGGUGGGAGAGGAGAAAGGUGCCGAGGAAGAUUCGCCAGAAGCUUUGCAUUCUUGGUAUUUCACAUACGACGAUCUCUCUCCUCUCCUCUUACCCCUGAUCCUUGGUAGUGGGGAAGGUGAAGAAUGUGAAGAAUGUGAAGAUUACGAUAUAGAUGACGAUAUAGACGACCAAGAGCCGUCUACACUUGAGACUCAAGAUGAAUCUAGCGAUGGCAAUGUCUCGGCGAACGCUAGGACUGAAGAGAGCAAGGGUCUUUCUUCGCGAAGGGAUGACCAAGAUGCCCCUCUAGACGAGGGAAAAUCUAAUAUAGAUGAUAGCAAUGGCAACAGCGGGGGGGAAGAUAACCGCAAAGAACAUGAAAUGGGCCGAACUGAUGACGACAACGAAGACGGUAUUUGUAGUCAGUCAAGGGAAGGCAAAUUCGAAGAUCUCGUCGAGAUCGUAGAAGACGAGGAAGAAGAGAGUGAUGAUGAUGAUGAUAACGAACAACCGAGGCAUCGUGAAGGUCUUAGCAAAUCUGGUUCGAUCGCCGUGCUAGAAGUUGGAUGUGGAGAUGUGCCGCUUGGCAGGGACCUUGCAAAGAGUAUCGAAUCAUUCGAAUCUCAAACAGGAGUCGCCCCCAGUACCAUCAUCAAGCAAGUCGUUUGUGUCGACUAUGCACCUUCUUGCAUCGCAACGUUAAAGAAAGGGCAGCAAUCUAAUAGGGGAAAUGAGAUCAAAAUCUGCUAUGAAGUCGGGGAUGCACGGAAGCUAUCAUACAAAAAUGCCUCUUUCGAGCUGAUUCUCGAAAAGGGAACUAUGGAUGCAAUGCUCUCUGACACGGAUGAAGGAGUCAAUAACUGCAAACUUAUUGUAGCAGAAGCUGCAAGAUUGCUGCGUACAGGAGGAUUUUUUGUCAUUGUAUCACACUUAAAUGCACAUGUGCAAUCAGGACUGCAGUGGCUGGAUAGAAUUGUAGUGCCAGGACUGAGAAUGAAUUGCAAGCAUACCCAAUGGGAAAUAGAAGUGCAUGGAAAUUCGUGUGUAGUUGAGUUUGGCGAAUCCGAAGAGGAAGAAAGUCCUGGUCCUGCAGUGUAUAUAAUUCACAAGAUGGAGUUGAAUGAAGAAGCGACCAACUCCAAUUCGCUAACAAUACCGCUGAAGUUUUUCUCAUACUAA